Molecule: messenger RNA, 1519 nt
Organism: Paecilomyces variotii
Lineage: Eukaryota; Fungi; Ascomycota; Eurotiomycetes; Eurotiales; Thermoascaceae
Product: putative calmodulin
Exons: 3
Coding region: 153-1064 (303 amino acids)
Biological process (GO): mitotic cytokinesis; actomyosin structure organization
Cellular component (GO): cytoplasm; myosin II complex
Molecular function (GO): myosin heavy chain binding; cytoskeletal motor regulator activity; calcium ion binding
Source: RefSeq, a predicted model, not a curated record
AUCUAAUACAGAUUCACCACAACGAAAUAUCACUGUUAGUCGACGACUCUAAGGGAAUUGGAGAUAUACGCUGUUUUUCUGCCAUAAUACCUUGUGCAUGAGUACAAUAUACGAUAAACUUCUACGCUGUUGAAGAUUCUCUCCCCGUCAUCAUGGUGACUCCUAACGGUACUUACAAACCGUCCCCAUUGUCAUUUGGGUCGCCUCGCACUUCUCCUUUUCGCAGACCCUCGACGCCCAAUUCUCCCUCGACGAUUGGCCGACCAAGCACACCGGGCAGUUCUCCAGGGAAAGGGCAUACCCCCAUUCAGUCCCCAAGCAAACUGAACCAGACUUAUACCGCCGAAGAUGAGGAUACUGCUUCAAGCAGCGCUGAGCGGAUUCCACAGCCAAAAUUUCGAGAGCCUCCGGCAUCUCCUACACCUACGGGCAGGACCAGUGGCCGAGGUAGUUUCUCUUCGACCACGGGGGCCAUGUCGGUCGCACGCGGUCCGAUAGAGAACGAUUCCCUUUCCAGACUGCCACCGGCGCAGUUAAGGGAGAUGCGUGAAGCGUUCCAAGUCCUCGAUCGCGAUAACGACGGAAUAGUGAACAGGGAGGAUGUCGCGGACGUUCUAAGAAACCUGGGUCAAGAUUCGUCGUCUGCAGCGGUUGGGCAGUAUUUCCCUCCGGGAUCAUCUCAGACGGUCAAUCUACCCACUUUCCUGAAUAGCAUCUCCACGUUAUUGGCUCCUUUGUCAUCUUCUCAAGAACUAUUGAACGCCCUCGCUGCCUUUGACGAUGAUGACAGUGGCCAGAUCGAUGUGGCAGAGCUGAGGGAUGCACUCCUGCACACGAGUCCUGAGGCUGGGGAGUCCCCUCUUAGCGAACGAGAGAUCGACGAAGUCAUAGCCGGAUUCACUGGGCGAAGAGCAUUCGGGCGGACUGCACGAAGCGGUGGCUUUGCGGGCGGUGCUAAGAAAGGGGACGUUUUCCGCUAUCAGGAGUUUGUUGCUAAUGUUAUGGGCGGCCCAGAUAGCGACAAAGCAGGCGCAAAGGCCCAGGUGGAUGCUGUGCGAUGGUGAGACAAAGUCGAAUCCAUUUUGCUUAUUCGGGGUUUCCUCGGGGUAGGUGUCAUGGAGUUCCGGAUUGGGAUGAACGAACAAAACGAACUAUGAUGGACGAAACAUGCAGCUGUCAUUCAUGUCUCACAUGCUUGUUAAUGUUACCUUUAUAUGCGUGCGAUUUGUGUAUUUCUAGAACAAUAAUACUGUUCCGGUAAGAUGGUAGACAUGUAUCCGAUUUACGAGCGGAAUCGACCAUGGGCAGGCAGUAAUACAGAACGAGAUAGAAAACGGACCGGGCCCUUUCCAAUAAUAAUGCUUGGACUGGCAAGUAUAGGCGGAUGCUCCUCCAGUAAGAGUAUCAUCGGAGGAUAAUCCAUCGAUGGUAUGGGAGCGGAUCGAGACCUAAACAAUUAGGUUGAUACUAAACAUCGUCGCAUGCGGCGCAAGGACCCCUCUCUGGCCUUCCCAGCCUC